This is a messenger RNA of Lymnaea stagnalis (great pond snail), 27732 nucleotides long. Lineage: Eukaryota; Metazoa; Mollusca; Gastropoda; Lymnaeidae. The record is from the annotation of a GenBank genome assembly.
AAGCGAUUGGCAGACUCAAGAUGGCGCAAAUCGAACGCCAAGAUGACAAUAAAUAGAAUUUUAAGCACUUGAAUGUUGGAUGUUCGCUUCCAUAAGCGCAUUAAAAUACACUUGAAAGCUACAAUAAUAUGCAAUUUUAAUAAUUAAUGGGGGAUUUCGCCUUCUGUAAUGGCUAAAAACCGUUGAACUUUUUGUAAAGACUUUAUAGGCUGACUGUGCCAGAGCCACUUACGACUUACGGAAAGUUACGGUAGGCCUACCACUUAGUAAGUAGUACUUAGGCAGGUGCAUUAUUAUCACUAUUUUAUUAUAAUAAAUUAAAAAUCAUCCUCUGUUUUUGUUUAAAACCUAAAAGAAAUAGUGAUGAUUGAUUAUUAUUAAUAAUAAGAAAUAAUUUGUUUAAUAAUUCAAAAACUUGUUGCCGUUAUGCCAAUAUUUUAAUGGCAAUGGCUCUGUUUUGACUUUAUGAUAAAGUUUAUGGCCCAAGGCAUCUCUUAUAUAUUGAUAUAUAUAUUACGCUCGUGGUGUAACUGAUACCAUUUCUGUAUAUCGCGCAAAAUAUAAUUUAAGAUAACUACGCUAAAUGACUCUUUAAAAAAAUGAAGCAAUUGCAUUUGGCGUAAUAUUUUCUUUUUAGAAAAAUAAAUUUGUUCAAUUUAAAUAUGGCAUAAUAAAUAUUCAAUAAUCAGUUUAAAAGUGGUUGGGACAUCAGAAAUUAAUAUAGUUCAUGGACGUGAAAAAAAAGGUGUGUGGUGACGUAUCAUGUAAGGAAAAGGUGUAGCAAAAAUUGGGAUUCUUAAAUUUCCAUUACUUGAGUUCAUGUUUUGUCAAGUAACUUAUGUAGAUGGGAAGUUCAGGCAUUGCUGUUGUCAAUGUUUGGUGAGCUAUAAAUGGUAUUAAUAUAAUUAUUAAAAUUAGUGAAAAGAGUUGCCCCAGAGUUUUAUUAGUUGUAACAUUAACAUGUUUAAUGUUUAAAUUAUUUAUUAGAAAAUGUCAUAGAAUUAAUCAAACAAGCAAAAAAAAACUAUUCAUAAUUUUCACAUUAUUAUAGUUAUAUACAACUAUUUAGGCCCAUUUCAAAUCAAGGCUAAAUAAAAAAAAAGCGAUUGCCAAAAUGGAGGUGAUGCCUCGACUGAAUUCUGCUUCUUUGGUAACCAAAGAACAAAUGGCUGAAAAUCAAGAUGAAAAUAUCACUUCACUUAAAUCUUUAACUGAAACUAAAAAUGAAGGAAGUGAAAUAACUAAAAUCAAAGAAUGGGGGACUUUUGUCUGGCCAAAUGGAUCAAAGUACGAAGGAGAAUAUUGUAAUAAUGCUCGCCAUGGAAAAGGUGACUAUGACUUUCCUUUUAAAACUUUAUUGUUAGAAAGAAAGGGUUACUAUACUUUCAAAACUUUUUGUAAUAGAGGAAAAAAUACAAGAAACAAAACCAAGUUGAAAUAUCCUCCACCUCUCAUCUUUUUUGUUCAAUUGAAUGGGAUUUAAUUCUUUUUUUUUUUUAAAUCUUGUUUUGGUUUCUACCCCCCCCCCCCCCACUCCCUCUAGUGUUAGCAGAUAUUCUAUUAAGAAUUUUAGUAAUGAUUAUUGCUGUAUUGGUAGGGAUGCUCAAAAUAAUAUUUAAUUUUAUCAAAAUAUUUGAAAAAUAAAAUUAUUGCAACCUCUCAUUGUUCAGGGAGGCAGACAUGGAGUGAUGGUAGUUUCUACAAUGGAGAGUUUGAAAAUGAUUUGAGACAUGGAGUAGGUUCCAUUAGUUGGUCUAAUGGAGAGGUGAGUGUAACAUUCCAGUAUUAAUAAGCCAAAUAAAUUACCUUCAAUAAUGAAUUAUUUUAUGAGUGUGUGCUAAACCUGUAGUAUAAUCCAUUUAAGCGACUUGUUCAAAAUAAUUUAAUACCCUUUAGAAAAAUAAUUUUCAAUUUUCUUUAGAAAAAUAAUUGUGUAGGGGUGGAAGUAUUUUAAUAAAUCCAUACAUUAAAACAUGCUAAAUUUCUUGAUUUUGCAUAUUAAAAGUAAUGAAUACAAAUAACUUUUAGAAAUUUUAAAUUUAAUUUAACUUUCAUUAAGCAUUAUUAUAAGCACCAAAAAUGACAGGUGAAAGCUACAAAUAAAUUAGCUAGUUAUUUCUGUGACAUAAUUGUUGAAUUAAUCUCGUGUCAGAUUGUAGAUACAUUCAUCACACACAAUUGAAAACACAGAUGAAUGCAAAUGGUGCACAUACAUUUCUGUUAGACGUACACACAUUACAAUCCUACAUGUAAAGAAAAAUGUUUUUAUGUAAAAUUGACCGGUGACAAUAUGAAAUCGAGACAUAAUGUAUUCAUAAAUUGUGUACCUAGUCAAACUUUGAUUGAUGAAAAUUCUUGAUGAGCUUAACUUGUCUGCCGAAUACCAACCUUCAUGUCACUGGGAUGAAUGUAAAAAUUACCUCAAAGUACAGUGACAAAGCUCAUGUCAAGAUAGAAUUAUAAUAAUGUGAAUUUUAUCUUGGAAUUGUUUGUCAGAAGAAGCCCACAAAGUUUUUUAUAACAUCAUAAGAAUAUGAAUUAACCAAUAUAAUUUUAGGCCAUUAAUGUUGAUACUCUUUGAUAAUUAUGGAUUUUUUAAUUUAAAUUAAUUCGAAAUAACAAUUGACUGCCAUCAGUUAAUGAAGGUGAUUAAAUAAAGCACAUUCAAAUCUGAAUAAGGAUGAGAGAAAACAGUCCAGAUGCAAUAGGAAAGAAACAACAUGAAAGAAGAAAUGAGAGACAAAUAAACAUGGGCCAGCUGUGCUGUUUUGUUAUGAUUGUUGAGGAUUGACUUUACUCCCAAUUUUACCCACCUUGUAAUUUCUUGGUUCUGAAACACAUCAAAACAACUUGUCAGUAAAAUAAUAGUGAAGAUUUAUUACAUCUGAUUAGUCAGCAUGCACCAAGAGGAAUUAAAUUCUUCUCACUCUUUUUAAAAAAGAAAAAAAAAAAAGCUUUACGAAUCUUGAGCAUACGCGUCCUAUUGGGCUUUUCUGUUUUCAGAAUUAUGAAGGAGAGUUCUUCAAAGAUCGUCGACAUGGCAAGGGAACUUAUAAGUGGCCAAAUGGAUCAGUUUUCCAAGGAACAUUUUAUAUGGAUAAAAAGGAGGGAUAUGGACAUUUCAGCUUUUUUAAUGGUGAUAUUUUUCAGGUAAUUAUUUUCUAAUGACGUAAGACAGUAGGCCUACCCAUCAGUUGUACACAUAAGUAUAUGAAAACUAUAAAAACAUUACCACCCAUCCAUAAAGAGGUUAACUAACCUCCCAUCCAGACAUAAGAUUUUUGCUGUCAAAAUGUCUUGAACUCAACAAUAUAAAUUGCACAACAUCAGUGAUACCCAGUUUUCAUGGCAUCCAAUGUCAACUUUUCCAGCAAAUUCUCACAAUUUGUUUAAUUUAGGAGAUCCAUUUAAGACAUUCAUUGAGUUGCACAAGUUAUUUAAUUUAGUAGAUGCAUUUAAGACAUUCAUUCAGUAGCACAAGUUGUUUAAUUUAGUAGAUGCAUUUAAGACAUUCAUUCAGUUGCACAAGUUGUUUAAUUUAGUAGAUGCAUUUAAGACAUUCAUUCAGUUGCACAAGUUGUUUAAUACAUCAUGCACCAAAAGUAACAGAGCAGAAACUCUUGCAUCUUAAAUCUCAUACGCGUUUGUUAACAGUGCAUUACUCCAAAUGUCAAUUAUUCCUCACACUAAAAAAGAAGAUAUGUUGGGCAGUUGUAGCUGGAAACUGGUCUCUUGAUGGAGGAAAAAAUAUUCAUUGUUUACCAUUAUUUUCGCUCAUGCUUAAAGAUCGUGAAUGGGAUUCGCUUUCGAUAAAGGUGGCCGAUCAAUUUCGAGAGAGAUUUAAUAGGAUGGCACACCAUUUAAACAUGGCUGUGCUAACUGCUGUUAUGACAUUUCACCAUUCUGGAAAGGGCUCUGUGAAUGGAAGGCAAAGAGUCUGGUCAAGAUGCUAGAGUUUCAGUUCUUAUUUUUGGUGCACGCUGUACUUUGCCAGUUAAGAAUGAAAAUGUGAAUUCAUAGUAAUUAAAAAAUGAGUUUCUGCUUUCAUAAAUUCCGCUUUCAUACUCCCUGCUUUCAUACUUUCUGGCUAUAUUCUUAUUGCUCAGUCCAAUGCUUAGUGCAGUUUUCAAUGCUCACCAACUCUUAAUUUGCCACUUGAAGUUCUUAAACCAUAGGUUGGCAAUGCAUUAGCUAGUUCUUUUAACACAGUAUUGAGAUAUUUGUAAAAAAACUCUCUGUCACCCUAGACUCUCUUGUUACUCAUGACUCUUAGUUAGUCCAUACAUGCUAUCAGUUAACCCAGGCUCAGUUAACCCAGACUCAGUUACCCCAGUCUCAUUUACCCCAGAAUCAUUUUACCCCAGACUCAGUUACCCUUGAUUCAGUUACCCCAGAAUCAGUUACUUCAGAUUCAGUUACCCCAGACUCAUUUAACCCAGAAUCAGUUACCCCAGACUCAGUUAACUCAGACUCAGUUACCCCAGACUCAGAUAACCCAGACUGAGUUACCCCAGAAUCAUUUUACCCCAGAAUCAUUUUACCCCAAAAUCAUUUUACCCCAGAAUCAUUUUACCCCAGACUCAGUUACUCUAGACUCAUUUUACCUCAGACUCAGUUACCCUAGACUCAUUUUACCUCAGAAUCAGUUACUCUAAACUCAUUUUAUCCCAGACUCAGUUCCCUUUGAAUCUCAGUUGCCCCAGACUCAGUUACCCCAGACUCGGUUACCCCAGAAUCAGUACCCCAGACUCAGUUAACCCAGACUCAGUUGACCCAGACUCAUUUUACUCCUGAAUAAGUUUCCCUUGAAUCUAAGUUACCCCAGACUCAGUUACCUCUGACUCAGUUACCCCAGAAUCAUUUACCCCAGAAUCAUUUUACCCCAGAAUCAUUUUACCCCAGACUCAGUUAUUCUAGACUUAUUUUACCCCAGACUCACUUACCCCAGACUCAAUUUCCCCUGACUCUCAGUUACCUUACACAAUUAGUUACCUAGACCCUGACAACCAAGCUUUCUGUUACAUCUUGCGAGUACUUCAUUUUGUUUCUCAAACAAAUUUCCCAGGGCCUCUACAAGGAAGAUGAAAGGGAGGGGCCGGGGGUCGUUACUUACAGCACUGGUCAGCAAGACGUCGGACUGUGGCUUGGAGAAAAGCUCAUCAAGAUAUGCUCUCCUAUCAAAGACGCUUUCUCUCUUAAGUCUCAGGCAGAAAUGGAUUACGAGGAAGAACAAGCAGUCACUUACCUCGACACAAGCUCGGAACAUCAUCCCUUCUCUGUCAUAGAGAAUAUUCUCCAUCCCAUCCCUGCCCUGGAUUAUCCCCCCAAAAUUGAUCUGACACAGCGCAUCGACGAGCUGUACAGUGAAGUCUUGGAUUACAGAAGUCUUGCCGUCAAUCGUCGAGCGUUUGAUCAAGCAUUUUUCAGAAACUUUCCCCAACGCCCAGAACCUCAGGACAAGGUGGUGGCUUGGAAUGCGACGCCUAGAAUGAUGGCUCUGCAGAAACAUGUUCAGAAAAACAUGUGUGGGACAACUGGGUCUGGGUUUGAUGUGGAUGCAGUGAUUAGGAUGGACAGGGGUGUUUUCAAGGAGGAAGGUCUGUUGGAGUUGCAGUCUCGGGAGCUUAUUGUUGCCGCAGGGUCUGGGGAUGCAAGAAAGGUUGAAGUUUUGCUGUCUUCAGGGAAAGUGAGUCCUGAUGUGGCUGACAGAAAUGGUCACACCGCUCUGAUUGGUGCAUCUGUAAGUUGUGCUUUUGGAUUUAAAAAUGCUAUAAAGUUAGAAUCAUAAGAUUGUGUUUAUUUGACUGAGAUGAAGGUGGAAACUAUUUAAUUUGCUUCCCUGUAAGAAAAAUAGAUGGUUAAAAAAAAGUUUGGAGUUACAUCAUAUUUUUAUUAGGCCUUAGCGGUGGAGCUACAGCAUUUUUUUAUUGGGCCUUAGGGGUGGAGCUAUAGCAUAUUUUUUAUUAGCCUUUAGGGCAAACACUGAAAAAUUAAGAACCACAAUAUUCUCAAAAUUGAUUGAAAUUGUAUGAGAUCAGAUUUUGACAUUGUAAAUUUCAUAGAAGAAUUAACUGACUGGACUGAUAUUGCCCUAGAUUUCAUUCACAUAUGAACAUUGUGUUGGUAUGGCUUAGUUGUUAAUCAAUACCACAAAAGUAGUUUGCAAAAUGUAAUAUUUUUCCUUUAAAAUAGUAAAAUUUAUUUCCCAAUAUUCUCAAAUGCUCUGUGCAGCUGUGUGGUCAGGGCCAACAAAAUAACUAUAAUUUUCAUUAACUUCAAUUUGAAAAGUUUAAAAGUAGAUAGGUAUUUAACCAUCAGUUGGUGAAUAGUUAAGUUCAUUAUCCAAUCUUGAAGCUUUUGCUUGUAAUAAUUGUAGACAUUUACAAUAUAUAGUUUAACAAAAUUUAAUUUGUAACGUCUGCUCAAUUGCCUUGAUCACAGGUCAACUGGCACACUGAUGUCAUCAAUAUCCUCCUUAACCAUGGAGCAGAUGUCAACAAGCUUAACAAUGAAGGCUGCUCAGCUCUGGCUGCGGGGACCAUCUUCUACUACCCACCUGAAGGCUUUCUCUAUAACAUAGCUGAGAGAUACAUGGGCCAAAUCCAAGAAAGCCUCGCCACCGAUCUCAAACAGGAAGUUCAGCUCAAAAGCAACUUAGCCAAUGAAAGAGAAAGAAGGGCCAGCAGGAUCAACCAAAUAAAUCGUGUUCGCUCAAAAUCUCUUACCACAAAAUCAGUCUCCAUUGCUGAGCCAACAGCCGACAGGGACAAAUCUUUAAAUCAUAACACCUCAAAUAUGGAUGACCCAGUUACUGGGGUAAAAUCCCUGGGUGAUGACGCUGACGAGGAUGCAGAUUCUGCUUAUGGGGGUGAUGUAGAAGGUCAGCUGGAAGACUUUGGUCAUGAUGAUGAAGACCCCGUCCACAACCCUGACCCAGAAGACUUUGACUCAAACCAGAGCAUAGCAAAUUACCAGAUAGAAGUUUCUGAGCAGCUAGUCGAGAGAUGCGCAACCCAGUUGAGCCAGAAUGAAAGAGUUUGGAGUCGAGAGGUGUCUGAAGUUGGUGACGGGAAAGCUAGACGACUUGCCAUCCAGAUAAGGCAGUAAGAUGUUUUUAACCUAAGGGGAACAUAUCAGUUUUCUUUUUUUUUUUGUGUGAAUUAGUCAGAUUUUAGAGAUCAACCAGGUUUGUGAGAUCCAGCCAGGUUUUUGUCUUUUUUAAACCUUAAAAUGAUCCAUUUUUUAUAUUGCCAGAUACACAUGGUUAAAUUUUAUUAGGAUUAGGGAUUUGUCUCUCUCCAUGUGGGGAUUAUUGUAUUGAGCCCUCUCCAGAGGGUAAGGAUGAUAUAUUGAUUACCCCACUCCAAAGGGUAAGGAUGAUAUAAUUGAUUGCCCCACUCCAAGGGCUAAGAAUGAUAUAUUGAUUAUCCCACUCCAAGGGGAAAGGAUGAUAUAUUGAUUAUCCCACUCCAAGGUUUAGAGAUGAAAUAUUGAUUAUUCCUCUCCAAUGGGUAAGAAUAAUAUGUUGAUUACCCCACUCUAAAGGGGAAGGAUAAUAUAUUGAUUAUCAUACUCCAAGGAGUAAGGAGGAUAUAUUGAUUACCCCUUUCAAAAGAAAGGAAGAAAAUUAUUUUUUUUAAAUAAAAAUUAUCAAGUAAAUGCAUUUUUUUUGUCAAGUUUGAAGAAAAACUUAAUUUUACAUGUUAGGUUAUUUGUUGUUUCUAUGCACUUACUUAUCAAGUGAGUUUUAAAAUGCUUUUGUGUAAAUCAUAUCCAUAAAGAUGAUAAUGUGUUGUUGGAUUUAUGGAAUCUGAAUCGGUACAAUUUCUAUAUUUCCAAGUAAUAAAAAAAAAUUACUCUAAUCUGUAAAUUGUCCACUUCACAAAGGAAUGAAAAGAUGAAGGAUACUUUGGAUCUCCUUCUGAGGAGAGGUGCUGACCCCAAUGCAUCUUCCGUCCCAAUGCCAGUUCUAUUCUUUGCCAUCAAGUCGGCAGAUGUUGAAAUGGUCAAACAAUUUCUAAUUAAAGGAGCUCAACCAAACACACGACUCAGCAGAGCUGUAAGUAAAUGUGGAAGAGAUUCAAUCAGUUGUGUGCUACUUUCAGUCUCAUACAAUCAGCUGUUUGCUACCUUCAGUCUCAUACAAUCAGCUGUUUGCUACUUUCAGUCUCAUACAAUCGGUUGUUUGCUACCUUCAGUCUCAUACAAUCAAUUGUUUGCUACCUUCAGUCUCAUACAAUCUGUUGUUUGCUACCUUCAGUCUCAUACAAUCAAUUGUUUGCUACCUUCAGUCUCAUACAAUCUGUUGUUUGCUACCUUCAGUCUCAUACAAUCAAUUGUUUGCUACCUUCAGUCUCAUACAAUCAGUUGUUUGCUACCUUCAGUCUCAUACAAUCAGCUGUUUGCUACCUUCAGUCUCAUACAAUCAAUUGUUUGCUACCUUCAGUCUCAUACAAUCAAUUGUUUGCUACCUUCAGUCUCAUACAAUCAGCUGUUUGCUACCUUCAGUCUCAUACAAUCAAUUGUUUGCUACCUUCAGUCUCAUACAAUCAAUUGUUUGCUACCUUCAGUCUCAUACAAUCAGCUGUUUUUUACCUUCAGUCUCAUACAAUCAGCUGUUUGCUACCUUCAGUCUCAUACAAUCAAUUGUUUGCUACCAUCAGUCUCAUACAAUCAGCUGUUUGCUACCUUCAGUCUCAUACAAUCAGUUGUUUGCUACCUUCAGUCUCAUACAAUCAGUUGUUUGCUACCUUCAGUCUCAUACAAUCUGUUGUUUGCUACCUUCAGUCUCAUACAAUCUGUUGUUUGCUACCUUCAGUCUCAUACAAUCUGUUGUUUGCUACCUUCAGUCUCAUACAAUCAAUUGUUUGCUACCUUCAGUCUCAUACAAUCAAUUGUUUGCUACCUUCAGUCUCAUACAAUCAAUUGUUUGCUACCUUCAGUCUCAUACAAUCAAUUGUUUGCUACCUUCAGUCUCAUACAAUCAGCUGUUUGCUACCUUCAGUCUCAUACAAUCAAUUGUUUGCUACCUUCAGUCUCAUACAAUCAGCUGUUUGCUACCUUCAGUCUCAUACAAUCUGUUGUUUGCUACCUUCAGUCUCAUACAAUCAAUUGUUUGCUACCUUCAGUCUCAUACAAUCUGUUGUUUGCUACCUUCAGUCUCAUACAAUCAAUUGUUUGCUACCUUCAGUCUCAUACAAUCUGUUGUUUGCUACCUUCAGUCUCAUACAAUCAGCUGUUUGCUACCUUCAGUCUCAUACAAUCGGUUGUUUGCUACCUUCAGUCUCAUACAAUCAAUUGUUUGCUACCUUCAGUCUCAUACAAUUACUGCAUGUUAUAUUUUGUCCUAUUAACUUAUGCAUUUUAUUUUCAAUCAUACAAUUAUUGACUUUGGCAUUGGUUACAAAACGUCAGUUACACUUAAAAUUUGAUAGAUUUAGUAAUAAAUGACUGAGAAAUGAAUGACUAAGAUAUGAAUAACUGAGAAAUGAAUGACUAAGGUAUGAAUAACUGAGAAAUGAAUGACUAAGAUAUGAAUAACUGAGAAAUGAAUGAAUGAGAAAUGGAUGACUGAGAAUGAUCCAUCAUCAUUAGAUUUAACAAAUAGAUUGAUGCAAUGUUAUUUGUUACAGAGGGGAGGUCUGUGUCCACUACACAUAGCAUGUGCCAUCCCAGGGGAGGAAGGUGUCGAGAUGACUGAACUGCUGUUGGAUGCGCUAGCUGACCCCGAUGCAAGGGCUUAUGAGGAUGAUUCUUUUUUAAAUAGAAAUUUGGUAGGCCCCUUAUUUUACUAAACAUUAGAUUAAGUAGACCUUAACAUUUUGUUCAGGUAGGCCCAUUUAUUUUACUAAGAUUUUAUAUUUGUAGGCCCCUUAUUUUACUAAACAUAUUAGAUUAGCUAGGCCCAUUGUUUUAUCAAUAAUUAUAUAUUUUAUAUACACAGUAUUUAAACUUGUAGGAUGCUAUAGGCAAAUAUAAAAAAUAUCUUGUCAAAAUGCUAUCAGGAAGAUGAGUGGUCGAAAGAUCCCAUAUCCGACGAGUCUAAGAAGCUGCUUGGAGGACGAACAGCUCUGCAGAUAGCAUGUGCCAGAGAUGAUAAUUACAAGGCAAGUUUGUUUAAUUCCCUUGGUUAAAUAUGGGCUGUCUUUUCUGUUACUGUUAUCUUUUGUUAUCAAAUGUUAGCUGUCACUGUUCAAUAUCAAAUGUCAGCUGUCAUUGCUCAUAACAAAAAUAUAUCAACUGUCAUUAUCCAUAAACAAAAUAUAACCAAAAAUGCAAGGUCAAACUUAAAUUUCUUUAAUACUUAACUUAUGAAAAUUUUAAUUUUGUACUUUCAGCAUUCCAGCAGAGUUGUCAGACUUUUACUGGAGCACAAAGCAGAUACAAACUUAAUCUGCAAUGGCUUCUCUCCCCUAGCCCUUGCCAUAGCUAGUGGCAAUGACAUGGUAAGUCACAUUUUAUACUGCCUGCCAUAUCUAGGGGCAAAAAUUUGUCAGUUACAUCCUAUACUGCCUGCUUUGUGUUGCAAAAUAUUGUGUUUCCCAUAUUAAUUUUGUGUGGGCAUGAUACAGUGCUUCUCAAAUUGUAAUGUGUAUUUGACUGACAGGAUUUUAUUGGAUUUAUUUCAACUUGCUUUUCAAUUUUUUUUAAUUGCUUAAACUUAAAUUCUUGGAGGUUAAUUUCAGCAUAUAUUAAUAAUGAUUUAGGUCUUAUUUUAAUUAAUUUUAGGAGGUUGCUGUUUAUUUCAAUGUGGUUUUUUUUUUUGGGGGGGUGGGGUGAAUUUUGCUCAAGACUUUUUCAGCUUAAAUUUGAAAAAUGCAUAUUUUAUGAAACAUAUUUUUAUGCAUAUCUGAGAGUUUAAAAAAAAAAAUGUAAACAAAAAAGAUAUAUAUGAUUUGGAUAAUAUAUAAUAUAUGAUUUGGAAGCUAUUUAAUUUAUAAUUUUAAAAUAUUUAAUUUAUGAUUUAGAAAAAAUUUAAUAUAUGAUUUGGAAGCUAUUUAAUUUAUGAUUUAGAAAAUAUUUAAUAUAUGAUUUGGAAGCUAUUUAAGGCCUGUGAUUCUACCAUCUUUAUUUUUCCUUUCUGAACAGGCCAUUGAUGAGCUUCUUCAGUUUGGUGCUGAACCUAGCUUACCUUUGACCCAUGGUGUGGGCAGUGCCCUGUGUGUGGCCAGCAGCACAGAAUAUGAACAGAGGAGAAGUAUACAGGCCAGGGAGCAGUUGGUAUGUGAUUUAGUCAGAGAGAGAGCAGCUUGUAUGUGAUUGACUCAGAGAGCAGCUUGUAUGCGAUUGAUUAUACAGAACUAAUAAUACUAACAAGGCCGAAAAACGAAAUGAUGUUAUAGUUAUAGUAAUUAAUAGUAAAUAAAAUAUACUAAUAUAUACAAAAUACUAGACAUACCUAUUAUGAAAAUAAUAUGACCAUGGUUAUGACCAUUUAAUUUUAAGAUGUGAGUCAAGUAUUUUGUGUGCUUGUUUGUUAUAUUCUGUAUGUUAAGUGUCCAAGAAUGUGAUGGGUGAAUUGUCUUGUAAUAUGUAAAGCUGUACCUCUCAUGUGAACAAAGAGAAACAUUAAAAUAAUAACUGUAAGAUGGUAAACACAUUGACAAUGCCUGAACAAUUCCUUGACAAGAUAUGGGGAACAAUGUUCACAACUCCUUGACAAUAUAUGGGGGCUAUGUUCAAAAGACCUUGACUUUAUAUGGGGGACUGCCUUCACAACACCUUGACAAUAUAUGGGGGACUGCCUUCACAACUCCUUGGCAACAUAUGGGGGACUGCCUUCACAAAACAUUGACAAUAUAUGGGGGCUGUGUUCAAAACACCUUGACAUUAUAUGGGGGACUGCCUUCAAAACUCAUUUACAAUACAUGGGGGACUGCCUUCUCAACACCUUGACAAUAUAUGGGGACUGUAUUCCAAACACCUUGACAAUAUAUGGGGAACUGCCUUCACAACACCUUUACAAUAUAUGGAGGCUGUGUUCAAAAAACCUUGACAACACCAAUUUGAGAUAUUCAAUUGCAAAAUAUUUAAUCAAAACUGUUUCAACAGGUAUAUAAACUGAUCAAUGCAGGAGCUGAUGUCCUCGCCCCCAUUCCUAUUGGUCCAAAGAGGAUUCUGGGAACUGCAGUGGACUACGCUUAUUAUAUGUUUAAUCAGGUGAUCUAAGAACACAGGGAUCAAUUUAUAAGUCUAUCAUUUUUACAAUCAGUGUUAGGUAAAUGGUCUCAUACAUUUUUUAAUACCCUAUGAACUAUUAAGUCUCGGCUGUUUUCCUAAAUAAUUAUUGAUUAUUAAAUUAAACUUAAAUGAGUUUUAACAAAAUUUUCAGACUACUUCUCUAAAGUCAGGCCUUGUAAUAUCACUCUUUUAAGCUAAAACUAAAAGGUUUAAGAACGUAUGACAUAAACUCCUCAAUCUAGCUGAUCACCAUUAUUCUCACCAUGAUUGGACUCUUCUUCUUCUUUUCACAAAAAUAGUUUUCAACAUACAGUAAUUACUCUUGUGAAGCUGAGGCUAGAUAAAUUUGAUCCUGGUUCCGGUUUCUAAAAAUUUUUAGAUGUGAAACUUCAUAUAAACUAAUUACAGUAUUUAAGAAUUUUUUACACAAACUCAUUGAACUGCAUGCGGUCUUGAAGUAACGUCUCAGUUGAGCUGGUUGUUUUCAGUCUUGUUCUUGACGUUCUGCCUUACAUUUUCUUGUAUGCUCUCCAGGGGCUGUAUUACCUUUGUGAUUUUUGAAUUUAGUAAUUUAUUUAGAGCAACACUAUUAUGAUCAUGAUGGAUUUUUAAAAAAAAUUCAUUUAUAGAGAAGUUAGGGCAUGUUGACAAAAUAUCCUCUGUUUUGAUGGAACUCAUUUCUCUGGUUACUUCCUAAUCAAGUCACUGCUUCAUGAUGUCAUGCUAAUGACUCAUCAUGAUGUUAUAGAAAUGUCUCUUCCUGACAUCAUGCUAAUGUCUCUUCAUGGCAUCAUGCUAAUGUCUCUUCAUGACAUCAUGCUAAUAUCUAUCCAUGAUGUCAUGACAAAGUCUCAUGAUGUUAUGACAGUCAAGAAUUUUAAGUUGAGUUUUUAUGACUACUUAAUUCCUUUUUUGAAUCACAUCAUUGUCACAUUCCUUUGUUAAAACCCCUCAAUGUCACAUUCCUUUGUUGAAUCCCAUUAGUGUCACAUUCAUUUGGUGAAUCACGUUAGUAUCACAUCCAUUGAUUGAAUCAUAUCAUUGUCACAUUCAUUUUUUUAAUCACAUCAGUGUCAUAGUAAUUUAUUGAAUCACAUUAAUGUCACAUUCAUUUGUUGAAUCACAUCAAUAUUUUCAAAUGGUGUAGGAUCGUAGAAUCGCUCACAUGCCCUAUCACGCACUCACACACGCAGAGCGUGACACAUACAAUGCUCGUCGCAAACUUCUGGGCCAUAUUGGUGACAUAAUGAGAAUCAAAGCUGUAGAGAGAGAGAAAAUGAGGAUUAUGAAUGAAGAGAAGGUUGGAGUAAGAAGUGAGUUCAUUUUUUUUUCUGUUUGUUUUAAAAUAUCUUUUCAUAUAAUAUUAUCAUUUCUUGCUUGUUUCGACAUAACUUUUCAUAAUUUAUAAUUUCUCAAUUUUCCUCAAAUAUCUUUUCAUAUAAUAUUGUUUCUUGCUUUUGUUUUUGAUUUGAAAUAUCAUGAAAAGGAAAUGAUAUUCCUUAAAAACUCCCUUGGUGUUCAUGGCUGACUUUAUGGAAAGGUUCAUGAGUAGUUUUGGUUAAGACCUAAAACCUACUGUAAUUUAAAAUAAUAAUACUACGUUUAUUCCUGUACCUUUGGUGGUUGGCCUUUGACUUUAUGUUGUUGCACUCCACCUUUGGUGACCGGCCUUUGACCUUGUGUUGCUUUGCUCAACCUUUGGUAACCAACCUUUGACCCUGUGUAUGUUUGCAUGGCUUACCUCCUCCCCAAAGUUGGCUGCCUGGCUGUUUAUCUGACUGUUGAUGUUGCUUUUUGUGUGUGUGUGGGAAAAAAUAUUGAAAGCAGAAAACACAAAAUUUGUAACAAUUUAAAUAUUCUAAUUUUUGGGAAGUAAAACAACAAAAUAAUUUUCUAUGCAGUUUCCCCACCCAUUGAGUUGAAAGGUCAUGUUCAUUUGAUCUUUUACAAUGCUGCUCAAGUUUGGGUGGGGGGGGGGCACUAAAUAGGCCUAUGUCUGUAUUAUCUGGGCUCAUCAUCGGCUUCUAUGAGCAGGAAUACAUACAAUAUAAUAAACAGUUAACUACGUACUUAACAGCUGGUAGCAUUUUAAAGAGUUUAACCAAAAGAAUUAAAUCUUAAUUAAAUGGAACACUAGUCGAUUGACUUUGGGAAAAUUUGAGAAUUUUUUUUUUUAUUACCGGGUUUCUAAUUUUUAUUUUUAUUUUUAGAAUUUAUAAUGCAAAUAACUUAAAAACCUGUUAUUUUGGACACACAUUUUUUAAAAAUAGAACUUAUGAAUCUGUCUUGUAUAAGGUUCCUUCCCCUGUGUUGCCACUCAAUAGAUAACGAAAAAGCUACGUUUCUUCAAUUGUGAAAUGUCUUAAGAUACUAUUUAAAGGAGAUGCUUAUGAAAUGUUCAUUUGGUGUCACUAGGUCAAAGUGAUCAUCUAAGGUUUACCUGGUGUACUAACAAGGUCAAAGUGAUCAUCUAAAGUUCACCUGGUUUAACUAGUAAUUAGGUCAAAGUGAUCAUCAAAUGUUAAUUCACCUCCCUAGGUAUUCACAUGAUCAAAGGGCUUAAAGAAUAUUCAUUACUUUAUAUUAAAUAGGUCAACCUUCUGAUAGUAUAUCCAUAAAUUUAAAUAAAUUUGGUCAAAUUUUCUGAUAUAAUGUACAGCUAAUAUAAAACACAAGGUUAGGGUCAGAGGUUAGGGGUUAUGGUCAGGGUAAGGCAGAACCUGAAAGAAGAUCAAACAAAUUAUAAACAUGUUGGCAAAAAGCCUUCGUCAGUCAACACAAACAUCACAAAUAGACGCCCAAAAUAUUAACAGAAAGUUAUCUUAGGCUGUGUGUGUGAGAAAACUGUCAAUUGAUGAUCAUUUAUUAUUUACUAGGUCAGAGCGCAAGUUCCAAUUUUGUUUACAUUGGUGCCGGAGCUAAGGUGCCACCUGGUGUAAGGUCCAAGGGGAGUGCACAGACUCAAGUCAAGUUUGACCCAUCUGGUCAUCAGGGUGGCCAACCAGAAAGAGUAGUGACACCAACAAGGUCAGUUGCACACACAUUCAGAGUUUCCAUUUUAUGAGGUACUCUAAACUGCAAACGACAGUUGAUACCACCCCCCACUUUUUUUCCCCCCUUUCUCACAUGCCAAUCUCUCACAUGAAAAUAUUAGCUCAAAGACACCACCACCUUGAAGAAACAUGUUAAAAAGUAAAUUAGUAUUCUUUCAGUUCUUUACAGUAUUAUUAUUACACAAUAGAUCUGUAAGCAUUAUACAAUAGCUCAAUAUUCAAUACACAAUGACUCUAUAUUUAUUAAACAGUAUCUCUGUAGUUGUUAGGACCUACGUAAUAGCUCUAUAAUUGUUACUCCCCUUGUGAUCAUUUUUGCGAAGUGGGACCUUUUUGAGAAUGAUUUUUAUGAAUGUAAUAAUUGAAAAAUUUCAAUGUUUUUUGCACCAAUUAUUUGAAUGACAUUAAAAGAUUCAUUCAUCUUGCCUGAAAAGACAAACUUCAUUAGAUGUAGUGUACUAAUUGUUUUUGUAUAGAUUAAAAAAAAAUAUGUUUUUUAAAAUAAGAUAUACAAAAAUAAUAAUUUCAAACCAAAUUAUCCUUAGAUAAUUUAGUUUUACCACAGUACCAAAACCUGGUCAUGCUAAUGAAUAGACCUAGAUUUAUUACAUGUCACUAUUCACUUUUUGUAUGUUGUUACACACAAAUGAUGUUAGUUAUUUAAAUUUAAAUACCGGUACUAGAACAACUGUUACUGGCACUUCUACACAAAAUGAAAUCUUAAGUCCAACUUCACCCACUAAGCACUGUAUUCACACAGUAAAUAAUCCUAGGAACAAUAAUAAUAAUAAAAAUAAUAAUAAUAAUAUGAGCAUUAUCACAGGAUAGGCAUCUCUAAAAAUAUAUACAUAAAUAUAUAUAAUAUCACCUCUUUAGACAUUCAUUAGUUAAAUGUAAAACGUAUGUCAACCUUCUCAAAAAUGUCUGCCCUGUCUGUGUUUUUACUUCAGUCUCAUGGAAACUUCUCCCGCCAAUACAAUAAAUCCCUAACUUCACGCUUUUCUCAGAUAUAAUUCCACUUAGUCCCGUGUGCAAGAAUCAUGAGUGUCGUGUACAAAAGCAUGUAUUUCAUUACACAAUAGUUUUAGAUAAUUUCCAAAAAAGCCUUUUAUUUAUAACACAAUGGCUCUCUAUUUUAUUCAUAACACAAUGGCUCUCUAUUUUAUUCAUAACACAAUGGCUCUCUAUUUUAUUCAUAACACAACGGCUCUCUGUUUAACUUUGCUACACAAAGGAGUGAAACUAAUAUCACUUCAACCAGAAUUCAGUUUUCUUUUCAGUUUGGAGUGACAGUGUGUUGUUAUUUGAACAUAGGCCCUACUGACUGACAUAACAAGAAUGUUUAAUACUCAUGAUUACUUAAAUACUAAUAACAGUCAUUUCAUUCAAUUUGCUGUGUAAAUGUUUUAAUACCAGCUGGGUCGUGUGUCAGUUUCCUAUCAGAAAUCUGACAUUCAAUGUAAAAUUGAAACUUAAGCAUUUCCAGGGCAAAUUCCAAAAGUAUAGCAGACUACAUCUUAGAACAAUGAUAAUUGAAUAAAGUCCAACUUAAAACUAUUGGUGUGUUUUUGAUUGUUGCGGUAUUUUUAACUCUUUGUCAACCUUGCCAAUCGGGGGGGGGGGGGGGUGGGAAUCUUGUUUUCUUCUUAUCUGACUGACAGGACUCAGCGUAUUGUAGUGAAGCAGGCAUCUUCCAUGGAUAUUUCAUUUAACUGUGGUGUGCCACAGGGCUCAGUUUUAGGACCUAUUCUGUUCUCCAUGUAUACUAGCCAGCUCGGCAAAAUUAUUGAAAGUCAUGGUAUUUCCCGCAAAAUAUUUGCAGAUGACACAGAACUAUACAAGUGUUUCCGCCCUAAUCCCUUGGAGUGUGGUACUGUUGUUAAGGCUGUUGAGGACUGCUGUCUUGCUGUGAAAGAAUGGAUGUCAGCUAACAGACUAAAAUUAGAUGAUGAUAAGACUGAGGCAAUUAUUUGUGGUUCAGAAGCCAAUUUCUGGAAAGUUGCCAUUGCAUCAAUAAAAGUUGGUGAAUCAGAGAUCCCGUUGUCCUCAACUGUCAGAGACCUUGGCUUUUAUAUUGACAGUAAACUUAGUAUGAUUCCCCAUAUCAGUUCUGUGGUCAAGGCAUGCUUCUGUCAUCUGCGUGCCUUGAGUCAGCUGCAUCCUCAACUCAAUAGGAGAACAGCCAAUGCUGUAGCGAUAACUCUAAUCCAGUCAAGAUUAGAUUACUGUAAUAGUUGUUUGUGGGGUUUACCUCAGAACCAAAUUCAGAGACUCCAAAAGAUACAAAAUACUGCAGUACACAUUGUAUCCUGGAUGAAAAAAUCUGACCACAUCACCUCAGUUCUAUGAGAUCUCCAUUGGGUUCCUGUGAGUGAGCGCAUUAACUACAAAAUUCUGUCCCUGGCAUACAGCUGCAUAGAUGGCUCAGCACUGGAAUAUCUCAAAGAACUGAUUUAUAAAUGUGUAUCCUUGAAGCGCCUGCGGUCUUCAACACAGUACUUACUGAGAGUUCCUAGUGUGGAUGAAUACAGAAAAAAGUCUCAUGGAGUGCGCUCUUGAAGCGAUAGCGCCAAAAUUAUGGAACAGUUUGCCUCACUCUUUGAGGGGAAUUGUAAAUGAUAAAAAAUCAUUUACGAAACAUUUAGAAACUUUUUUGUUUAAAUAGAUUUCGAAAAACCAGACCUUAGUGAGCAUGCUAAAGUGGCAUGGAUACCAGCGCGAUAUAAAUAUCAAAAUCAAUCAAUCUAAACCUGGUUUUUUCCCCAUGAAUUCUUGCACAUGAUUUAGUUCAAAUAUAAGGUGAACUCUUGCAUGUUAUUUACUCCUCUUGCAUGUCAUUUAGUUCAAAUAUAAAGUGAACUCCUGCAUGUUAUUUAGUUCAAAUAGAUGAACUCUUGCAUGUCUUUUGCAAAUGAUACUAAUAGUGAAUUAAGUAAUGGUGAAAGAUACUAAUGGUGAUUAGUAUCAUUCACCAUUAGUGUCAUUCACCAUUAGUGUCAUUCACCAUUAGUAACAUUUACCUUUUAGAAUUAUCUUUAAAUUACUAUUUAUUUAUUGCUGUGAUUGAUUAACACCAUAACUAUUCUCAGAUAUUCUUUGUGUUUUGUUUUGUACUGCUAUGCUUGCAUAUUUUUAUAUUUGUUUUGUCUGUAAUGGAUUUAUUGACCAGGUCUGGCAUCAUUGUCAUGGAAGGUGUUGAUGCCCAGCAGAUUAAGAACUUGACCAGUCUGCGGUCAAAAGCCCCAGUGAGGUCAGCCUAUCAUAUAAAGUAGCCUAUCUGGUUACCAAUGCAAUCAGACUUAUUCAUUCUUGCUUGAUUGUAGCAAUGGUAGAUUUAAUACGGAUAUUAAUUUUUAAAAAAACAACACUUAUAUUGGAUUAGUCUUUCAUUCUUUUUAACUUAAUAUUUUAAACAUUUUAUUUAUUUAUUUUGAUUGUUUAUAACUUAUCUUAGCACCUCAUUUGGAAUAUCCACUUAUAGCUUACUUGUUGUUAUUUAAUAUUUCAUUUAGCCUACUAUUCAUUAUUUAAUAUUUCAUUUACCGGUAGCCUACUAUUUGUUAUUUAAUAUUUCAGUUAGUCUACUAUUUUUAUUUAAUAUUUCAGUUAGCCUACUAUUUGUUAUUUAAUAUUUCAGUUAGUCUACUAUUUUUAUUUAAUAUUUCAGUUAGCCUACUAUUUUUAUUUAAUAUGUAAGCCAGCCUGCUAUUUUUAAUAUUUCUUUUAUUUUUUGGUGUUUUUUUUUAAUGAAUGAUUCUUUUAGUUUUAGCUCAAUUUGGUAUGCAAAGUCAUGGAGAGUGGUGGCUUUGAUAGCUGGUGUUAGGAUUAUGUAGUUGGGGCAUGACACGGGAGUUAGGGUCAUGUGGUCAGGCAUGUGGCUGGGUGGGGCGGCUGGUCACUGAGUUUAGAGUCAUGAAGUGAGAGUUUGUUAGCUGGGGUUAAGGUAGUGUGGUCUUGUUAGCUAAGGCUAGGGCUAUGUAAUUGAGACUUGUUUGCUUGAAUAUUUAUUCCUUUAGUAUAUUUUCACUUAAAGUAAGAUUAUGCCUAGAUGACAAUAUGUAUAGCAGCCUUAGAAUGUAUACCUUUCCACUGCUGUGUCGUAGAUUAAUACCCAUACAUUCAUUUUCUGCUACAUUAACCCUUGUUGUCCUAGGCUAGUAUUUUCAUUCUCUGCUACCUUAACUCUUACUGAACUAGGUAGCCAUACCCUUGUUAACUUUAUUUUUAAUUUUAUGCCAAUAAAAUUAUAUUUAAAGCUUGACAUAAUGUACAAAUUCCAAACUUGGCUUUCCAAAAAAAAAAAGACUGGAUUUUUUAUAGUCCAUGAUAUCAAAGAUCUAAUUUCUUGAAAUAUGUAUUUGAUUUGUUUGGAAUGUGGAAAGUGGAAGCAGGGGGCAGAGCCGGAUUAACUUCUCUGAGGCCUGAUGCAAACAAGCCAGUUGGGGGGGGGGGGGGGGGUGUAUAUGACUUAGAAAUCUCACUAAUACUACUAAAUGAUUAAGAUCUUGGUAAAACAUAAUGACAUAAAUUUAAAGAGAGAAAUAUUUAUUACAAUGUUAGAUGACACAAUUUAGCUUUUCACGGAUUUGUUUAAAAUAAUUAAUAUUAAAAGCAAUGUGCAGUUGUAGGUGAGAUGAACAUUGAUGUAUCUAAAUGACAACAAUUUCACUCUCUCUAUUUCAAAUACUUCAUUAAAUAUUGUCAUAAUUUUUAUCAACCUGCUACAAAAAGGAGAAAAAUUAUUUUUUAUUAAUAGAGAAUGCCUUGCUCUAUGAUAAAUUUAAUAUAUUUAAUUAAUAUAGAAUGCCUUGUUCUAUAAUAAAUUUAAUAUAUUUUAUUUAUAGAGAACGCCUUGUUCCUUAAUAAAUUUGAAAUAUUUAAAUUAUAGAGAACGUCUUAUCUAUGAUAGAUUUAAUAUAUUUUAUUAUUUUUGUUCACAUCAUUAAAAAUGUAUUGAAAACUGACACUGUCAUUACAUAACUAAACAAUUUUCAGCCAAAUUUGUGGAACGGAAAGUCAUCCAUUAUGUAAAAAACUGUGCAUUUGUUAUGUCUGUAUCAAAUGUUUUUCAGAAAACCCCUGUUUAAGUACUGCUAUGAAUGUGGACGCUCUGUCGGUGUCCGUUUGGUGGCCUGCACUCGCUGCAAGGAGGUGUACUACUGCAGCAAAGCCUGCAAAAUGAAAGCAUGGAAUGCCAGGCACAAGGAUGAGUGCCUCAGAGUUGGAGGUAACUGUUUCCUGCAUUUAAAUGGAGGUGUUCAGAUGUGUAUCAAUGUGUGUCCACGAAUUUUGAUGUCAUAGAAACCAGCAUGAUGGUUCUGUACGAAAAAUUAGACUUUUUUUGCCGAGAUUGAGUCAUGACCUCUGAUUAAAUAUUUUUUUUAAGUUUAUUUUUUUUUGGCUUCUUAACGCCAAAAAAUAAUUUAGUUAACAAAUAUUUCACAAAAAUAAUGAUCUAAUAUAUAAUUAUAAUAUUCCACAACAACAAUUAUCUAAUACGCAAUUAAAAGAUUUCACAAAAGUGAAGAUCAUGUGGAAUCAUAAGUUUGAUUACUAUUUGUUUUUACUUCAGCAAAAAAAUAUAUAAUUCUAGACAAGGGUGAAAAAUCUUCAAUGAUUCAUGGUCUGAGUUAAUGGUGCCUGGGUAUACGGUGUGUAAGUUAAGGCUGUCUGGGUAUAGAGUGUCUGAGUUAAGGGUGUCUGGGUACAGGGUGUCUGGGUAUAAGGUAUCUGGAUAAAGGUUAUCUGGGUUUAAGGUGUCUGGGUAUAGGGUGUCCUGGUAUAGAGUGCAUCUGAGUUUAAGGUAUCUGGUUUUUAGUUAACACCAUAAUUAUACACCAUGUUUACUUUAACCAACUUAAAGCAGCUAUCUUUUCAGAUUUCAACGGCUGAUUUGGUGCUCUGUUGACUACUUUGUUAGGGCCUACUGUUGAUUUAUUACCAGGUUGACUACUUUAUUAAGGCCAUCUGUUGAUUUAGUACCAGGUUGACUACUUUGUUAAGGCCUAAUGUUGAUUUAGUACCAGGUUGACUACUUUGUUAAGGCCUACUGUUGAUUUAGUGCUAUGUUGACUACUUUUUUAGGACGCUCAAGAAGUCCAAGCCCUAAGCACAGAGGAGAAAGCGCCACCUCUACCACAGUUGCUGACAGGAACAAAAGAAUUUCAGGACCCCAAAAAAUUAACGUAAGUUUUUGAAACCUUGUUUAAGUGGGGAGAUCAAAAAGUUUAAUCAGUUUUGUUACCUGGAUUUUCACCUGAAGAGACAAACAUACCUGUGUGUGCUAACAAAGGCUUCUCAUGUGUGAAUGGAAGAAUGAAUGAAAUAUCUCAACCAGAUAAAUUAAUAUCCCUUGAUGAUGUGGACAUUUGGUUGCAUAUGAACCCAAUAUAUUUGGUGGAAUUUGAACCUAAGACAUGUGGUGGAACUGAAUCCAAGACAUUGGGUGGAAUAGAACGCAAUACAUUUGGUGGGACUGAACCAAGACAUUUAAUGGCAUUUGAACCCAAGGCAUUUGAUGGUAUUUGAAAUUAAGACAAUCUGUGGGAAUAAACCCCAAAAAUUGGUGGGAAUAAACCCAAGAAUUUGGGUGGGAUUUGAGCCCAAGACAUUUGGUGGGAUUUGAACCCAAGACAUUUGAUGGGAAUUAACCCAAGAUAUAUGGUGAGAUUUAAUCACAAGACAUUUGUUGACAUUUGAACUUUAGAUAACUGGUAGGAUUUGAAACCAAGACAUUUAGUGGCAUUUGAACCAAAGACCAAGACUGAUGCAAACAGAUUAUAUCAUCAAUCACCUGGACUUGGCGAUUAAUCUAAAAUUAACCUUUCUAUCAUGAAUCAGCUACACACGGAGCUUAAAUACACAUUUACUCAUUUACUUUCAAUGAAAAAACUAAAGCUGAACAAAUACUCAAGAAUGUUGAAUUUAUAACACUCUUUCCCUUCUGUUCAUUGUUUCCCUUCGGAUCAUUCUUUGGCCCCUGAUAUUGAUCCUUAAUAUUGACUGUGUCCAACAACACCAAGUUAUACUAUGCUUUACUGGCGGAUGAACGCUGGAACACUGAUGAACUCUAGCAACCCAAUCAUUCAAUGGACUAUCAACACACUCUUUAUAGCCUCUCUGGGAACCAACAAGAAGUAACAUGGUUACUACCCAUAUCUACACAUCACAUGUUUGUUAUUCUUCUCCUUUCUAACAAAUGACAUAACAUUACAUUACAUAAAUAAUGUGAAUGCCAUACUUUCAUUCUGCAUUAGUUUUGAACUUUUCUCAUCUGUUCAGUUUUUUCAACACUGUAUGGCCAUGUGGGGUCUACUGAAGCCCCUAUUCAUAUAAAAAACUGUUUUAAUGAUAUCAUUACGCUUUCCUUUUAGCAUACGUUCUGGGAUUUUAAAUUUUUUUUCAAGUGUUUUUUGUGUUUGUGUGUGUUGUUCAAAUAUCUUAACUUCUGAAGCAUGGAACCAUUGACAGGGCAAAGAUUCUGACAAAGGAUCAACCUAUUCAAGCUCUGCAUCAGUAAGACAUUCUUCUUACUUGAAAACUUUGGAUGGUAAUACAGAAGGAGAUGAGGUGGACCGACAAUGGGGCCGAGGUGAUGAGAAAAGCGACCAGAAAUUAGAGGAAGGAAAAACUGGGGACCACCAAAAACAAGAAAGGGUCAAAAUGGCAAAAAACAAAGUCGAGCGUAGCCCAUUGUUUGCUGGGAGAAAUGGCGAAAAUCUGCCUAAUCUGGCACACCAGAGUGCAGACCAUGGACCGGUCAGAAAUCAAAGUCAUCGAGGAAGUAAAGAGAACACAGAUAAGAAUCAUAAAAUUGGGAGACAAUUUACCAGAUUCCCAAAAAUAGUAGUUACGAAUAAAACACUACAGCGGGAUGUAAGUGUAAGGCGUUUGGUUUGUCGUUUUUGCUUUCACCUGCUGCUUAAUUUGCUUGCAUUGACUAAAGUUUGAGUGAAGCAAUAUUAAUACAACUCUUUGUACUGGUAGAUUGUUUAAUCGACAGAAGACCACUUCUAAUCACAGUAACCAGUGUUGCUCUGUUCAUUUUCUUCUCAUCACUUACUAGUUUUUGGGGCCAGAGUCUUAACAUUUUGCUGGGGAUAAAGGAUUUGUGAUUUUCGUUAAAAUGUUACAAAUAUGUGGACAAGUGUUGUUUUUUUUCUGCUUUACAGUAAUCAAAAUAAUUAUAACAAGUUUGUUUUGGACAGCUUUCAAAUAAUACUUUAAUUUAUUUGGGUAAAUAAUACUUUAUUUUAUUUUGUUUUUUAUCAUCCAAUCAUCAUCUAACAAAUAGUAGGGUCUGCAAAGCCGGCAAAGGGAUACAAUCAUUCAGAUGUUAUCAGUGCCUCCCCUUUGCAGGUGGCACCAAAUGUGGUUUGAUGAAAUACUACCAUUUGUUGAAUGACUUAUUCAUGCAACUUUUUUUUUCAUCUCCUUGUGUGCGUUUGUGGGUUGUUGUUUUUUUGGUCUCCCUCCCCCCCCUCCUCAGCCACUCCAAAUAUGUUAUUCAAUUUUUGGCACCGGUAUCUCAUUCAUUAUGGGGUAAGAAAUCUAAAUUGUUUAUUCCUUACGAUGCGUGUAAAAACUAAAUAUGAAUAACUAUAAAUGUAAAAAAUUGUGUUCAUUUUGAGACAACUAUUUUUUUGGGUUCCACUUUGAUGGGCCAUGUGUUGAUCAUAAUGGACUGGACUGAGAUAAUUAAUAUAAAAUUAAUACGUAGAAGGUGAUCAUCAAUAUUUUAUUAUUAUAAUUUUUUUCUUCUGUUUAACCAACAUCAUGUUUUCACCUAACAUGGUUGUGGUAGCUUACACUCAAUAUAGUUCACUGGUUUGAUAACAUUUUAUCUAUAUAAAAAACUCCUUAUGGUACCAUCCUUAUAGAGAGAUGUGCCAACAUUGCAUAAUAUGCAGCUAUGACACCAUGUCACUAUCACAAUGCCAAUGUCAACAUCACCAUGUCAAUGUCUAUAUCACUGUGCCAAUGUCACCACCCCUGUGCCAUUGUCAGCAUAUAAUAUGUCAACUAGUUUCUUGAAGAGGGUGUCAGCUGGAUGGUAAUUUGGUUGUGUUGUUAGGUCAGACCUAGGCUGAUAUGAAUGGAUGAUGUUGAGAGGGAUUUACAGCAGCUAUGAAUCCAAGCAUGGAAAAGAAAAGCAUCAAUUAGGUCAGAGUGGAAGGAUGUGGUGAGGCAGGCCAAAGUGCUUCAUAGGCUGUAGCGCCACAGGGAUGGAUGGAAGGUCUGAGUGGAAGGUUGUGGUGAGGCAGGCUAAAGUGGUACAUGGGCUGUAGUGCCACAGGGAUGGAUGGAAGGUCUGAGUGGAAGGUUGUGGUGAGGCAGGCUAAAGUGGUACAUGGGCUGUAGCGCCACAGGGAUGGAUGGAAGGUCUGAGUGGAAGGUUGUGGUGAGGCAGGCCAAAGUGCUUCAUAGGCUGUAGCGCCACAGGGAUGGAUGGAAGGUCUGAGUGGAAGGUUGUGGUGAGGCAGGCCAAAGUGGUACAUAGGCUGUAGCGCCACAGGGAUGGAUGGAAUGUCUGAGUGGAAGGUUGUGGUGAGGCAGGCCAAAGUGGUACAUAGGCUGUAGCGCCACAGGGAUGGAUGGAAUGUCUGAGUGGAAGGUUGUGGUGAAGCAGGCCAAAGUGCUUCAUGGGCUGUAGCGCCACAGGGAUGGAUGGAAGUUCUGAGUGUAAGGUUGUGGUGAGGCAGGCCAAAGUGGUACAUGGGCUGUAGCGCCACAGGGAUGGAUGGAAGGUCUGAGUGGAAGGUUGUGGUGAGGCAGGCCAAAGUGCUUCAUAGGCUGUAGCGCCACAGGGAUGGGUGGAAUGUCUGAGUGGAAGGUUGUGGUGAGGCAGGCCAAAGUGGUACAUGGUUUGUAGCGCCACAGGGAUGGAUGGAAUGUCUGAGUGGAAGGUUGUGGUGAGGCAGGCCAAAGUGGUACAUAGGCUGUAGCGCCACAGGGAUGGAUGGAAUGUCUGAGUGUAAGGUUGUGGUGAGGCAGGCCAAAGUGGUACAUGGUUUGUAGCGCCACAGGGAUGGAUGGAAGUUCUGAGUGGAAGGUUGUGGUGAGGCAGGCCAAAGUGGUACAUGGGCUGUAGCGCCACAGGGUUAGUGGAUUUAAAUUUUCAUUUCAAAAUUAAAAACUGUAUUUAAAUUCAGGGACUUCAUCACCACAUGAAGACUCUCCAACCUUGGGCCUCAAGAAGGUGGGUCGGGAGAGAAGGUAGGUUGGUAGAGAAGUUGGUUCAGGAGAGAAGGUGGGUCGGGAAAGAGAUCUCAUAAAAACAAUCUAGGUUACUGGGAUCCCUGCCAUUAGGGCUAAGUGUGUUUACUGGGAUCUCUGUCAUUUGGGUUAAAUGUGCUUACUGAGUUCCCUUCCAUUAGGGCCAAUAAGUGUGUUUACCGGGACCCUGCCCUUUGGGCUAAGUGUGUUUAACUGGUAUGUGUGUAUGCUUUAAGAUGGCGAUGUUUUAAUUAUAAGCCUUCCAAUUUUUCUUUAAGUUGUGGCUUGUCUUGCACAAGUGUAACUAGAUUUUCUGCACAAAAGUGUUGACAUCUUAUAGUUACUUACCCUUUUUUUUUUUACAAUCUUUUGUCUGCACAGAUAGCUGUUAAAGUUGUAAGAAACAAACAACUGAUCUAAACAAAAUAUAAUGAGAACCUAAAGCUGUGAUAAUAUAUUUUUGUUCCAUAUUCAGCAAUGUAAAAAACAUGCCAGUCAUGACAGAACCAAGACACAUCUGUCAAAGUUGACGGUGACAUUUAUGGAGACACAUUAACGUUCCCCCACCAACAAUAACAAAAACUCACCCUACACAAAGAAAGAUUAAAUAUAUUAUAUAGUAUAGCGGAAAUUAUUUUCAUGGUCAUUUUUUAAAAAAAUCUUGCUUAUUAUAGAUGUGUAUAGAACCUUUCCCAAUAUAGUAUAAUGAUAUCUUUAUUUCAACAAUUUUAUAAUUGUUUCCUGGCACCUUUUAAAAAUAUUACGAAAAAAAAAAAAAUUCUAAAUAUUUUACUUCACGCUCAAAAGGUUUUACCCACCCGAUAGACAAUGCUCUCUCACCUAUUGAGUUUGUUUAAUACCAUUUCACUUCUCUCUUUCAGGUACCAGUCAAGGGCCUAAGCAAAAGUGCAGAAGGGGAGAGAAAGCUGGCCAAGCAUCGGUUCCGUACAGGAAGUCCUCCGAACUACAAUUAUGUUUACAUAGACAACUACAGUCACAACUAAUGUCUGUUGGUAGAAUAGCACCUUUAGUAGGCCUAAACCACAACAGCUUGAUACAACUUUAGUCACAACUAAUCUCUGUCUUAUCAAUAGCACCUUUAGUAGGUAUACCAGGACAGCUGCAUAUGACUGUGGCUAUACAGCCAACAACAGCAACAGCAACAAUAGUGAAAGCUGUGGGCGAUAAUGAUAUCAUGCUUUAGGGUAUCUAUAAAAUUUAUUUCUUUAGUAUUUAUCAAAUGUAUUUCCGUGAUAUGAUACAGUGUGUUAAUGUAUUGUAUUUUGGAUAAAGACAUAAUGGCAAUGUCAUGGUUGAUGUUAGUUAGUAAAAGAGGAGUUAAACCUAAAAAGAUUUAAAAUAAGGUAUGUACGAUGGAUGUUUUUUUUAUGGUACCGUAACGUCUAAAAACGGUGACAUGGUUUUAUGCUAAAUGGCUAAAAAUUAGUACAAAUGUUUAAUGCUAUUAAAUGUCCAAAAAUUAGGACAGAGGUUUUAUGUUAAAUGUCCAAAAAUUGGGACAAGGGUCUCAUGAUACAUGACUGAUCUUUGGGGCAAGGGUCUUACGAUAAAGAUCAGAAGAUGUGACAUAAAUAGUAACCACAACAACUUUUCCCUCCACCCUUCUAAAACACAUGGAAUUACAUUUAGUUCCACAUGGUAGCAUUGGGGAGGCAACUUUCAAGUGAAGUGUAGGCCACUGUCAGGUGGAGGCCACUGUCAAGUGGAGGCCACUGUCAAGUGGAGGCCACUGUCAGGUGAAGGUUGCUGUCAAGUGAAGGCUGCUGUCAAGUUUUCUUUCAAAAUCAAAAGUAAUUUUAAAAAGAUUGAGAAUCACUGUUGGGGCUAACUAAUGCUCUGUUUUCCCCCCCCCCCCCUUAACCUAAAGACACCUAUGACAGAACAGCAGGGCCAUAAAUCAAAAGUAAUUUUAAAAAGAUUGGGAAUCCCUGUUGGGGCUAACUAAUGCUCUGUUUUCCCCCCCCCCCCUUAACCUAAAGACACCUAUGACAGAACAGCAGGGCCAGGAUGGCUAAAUCCUAUUUGGUUUCUUUCUAUAGAAAUAUUAGAAUACUGUAAAAUAAGGUCUGCUUAUUUGAUCAUAUUCAUGUCAAUUUUCUCUUAAAGUAAGAACUGUGUUAUGGAUAGUUGCAUCAUAUCUUGAUAUGUCCUAUGACAGAAGCUGAACUACUAGAUGACUGGUCUGAUUUAUGUGUAGAAUAACUGUAGCCACAAUGUAUAAAUACAUGAAUGGAGUACCUCUACGCAUGCGCACCUAUUGGGG